AUGAGAGCAAGGAAAAAGGAAAGGCGUCACAGGACAAAGGAAAAGGAAACAGCUUCCCAGGCAACGCCUGCGAUCGACAACGAUGCCCUCAACCGAUUGAAGCUUGGAGCCGGAGGCGCUGCUCCUUUCCAACUCAAUGCUGCCGCUGCUUCCUCCGACACAUCCAGCCCGACCGACUCUCCGCCCCCAACCAGCGGCAGCCCCAACACGGGCGUCUUCAUUGGCAUCGGCUCGGCCGCUGGUGUGCUCGGUGUCGCCGGUGCUGCCUAUGCGGCCUUCCGCAACAAGCUCUUCAAAAAGUCGUACGCUGCCGCAUCGCAGAAGGCGGACGAACCCUUUAGCACCAAGCUUAACAUCAUGAAGCCCAGUUUCUCCGCCCCCUCUUCGUCUUCCUCUUCCUCGUCCGCUUCUCGCUCGACUGCGCCCACAGUUGGUCAAGAUGGCAAGGCUACGCACCCAUUCCGGGCUACGCUGCCGGAUGAACUCAAUGUUAGCGUGGGCGAUGUUAUCACUGUCGAGGAGGAUUUUGGCGACAACUGGGGCCGCUGCCGCAAUGUGUUCUCUAAUGCCGUUGGCGUCGCACCCCUGACGAUCUUUGUUCGCAAGUAA
This is a messenger RNA of Polychytrium aggregatum, 609 nucleotides long. RefSeq lists its product as uncharacterized. The record is from RefSeq and is a predicted model, not a curated record. NCBI's taxonomy places the organism in Eukaryota, Fungi, Chytridiomycota, Chytridiomycetes, Polychytriales. The transcript is spliced from 2 exons. The coding region runs from base 1 to 609 and encodes 202 amino acids. Gene Ontology annotation, molecular function: protein binding.